Molecule: messenger RNA, 3454 nt
Organism: Dermacentor andersoni
Lineage: Eukaryota; Metazoa; Arthropoda; Arachnida; Ixodida; Ixodidae
Product: putative nuclease HARBI1
Source: RefSeq, a predicted model, not a curated record
AUGGCGGACGACAUGAACGGCUCGGCUGGUUCGGCAAAGCGUGCGGCAUUGCUUUUGCUACUCGAUAGCGACAGCUCCGAGUCGGAAAGCUCAAGUUCCGACACGAGCGAUUGCUCGGAUAGUGACAGCGACGGUGAAACUGCCGCUUACGAGCGGGAAUUCAACAGGAUGUUCCGCAUUCCCGUAAAGAGGCCUAAAGUAGUCGGCUUCAUCGAGGACGUCGUGCGGCAGUACUCGGACGAUGAGUUCCGAAGGCACUUCAGGUUAUCUCGACCUGUGGCGGAAAAGUUGAUCGCCGACUUUGCCGCGUCGUCAAUGUACGCAGCCAACAAAACCUGCAUGAGAAACGUGGCCAGCCGGUUCGACUUGUCGGAAAGCUCUGUUUACCGAAUCCUUCAUAGAGUGGCCGACUUCCUCCUGACCCUGGGACAGUCGUUGAUAAAAUUUCCUGCUGACCUGGAGAACCUCACUAGAAGUUUUGAGAAGGUGUCUGGAAUGCCUGAUGUUGUUGGCUGCAUCGAUGGGUCGUACAUCAAGAUAGAGUGCCCGGAGAAGAAGGUUGCUUCGACAUAUUGCAACAGGCACCAUUACCUUUCACUCACACUACAGGCCGUCUGCGAUGACAAAAGGCGCUUCCUGGACGCAUUCAUUGGAAGUUCAAGCAAAAUGCAUGAUUCGCAUGUGUUCAGCUUGUCGCCACUUUCAAAGAAAAUCUCUGCAGUAUGUCAGGGGUCUUACCAUCUUUUAGGGGAUGCAGCGUAUUCACUGCGGGAACACCUGUUGACCCCCUACAGGGAUUACGGUGCUUUAACAAAGCAGCAAAAGCACUUUAAUUAUAAGUUUUCAGCGACAAGAGUUCUAAUUGAAAAUGCAUUUAGCACUCUCAAAAAGCGCUUCAGACAGCUGAUGUACCUUGAGCUCCGCACUAUUCCCUGGCUCAAUAAGUUUAUCAUAAGCUGCUGCGUUCUGCACAACUUGUGCAUUGAGUAUGGUGAUGUAGAGCCAGAUGAUAAUGAUAAUAAUGAGCAAGCACCCAAUGACGUUCAGUGGCAGAAUUGCAGUGAUAAUCAUAUUGACAAAUCUGGUGAAGAGCGAGCACUGCGCAGGCUUGGAGAAAUUAAGCGCACGAAAGUCUUGGCAAAGCUCCUGUAGAAAAACUGGUCACUAAACCAUCCUGCUCCAAACUGUACUUUUCCUUUAGCUCCAAAACACCAAAAGCCACUUUAAUGACAGCACUAGGCUUCAUGCGUAAUCAUGCAAUGAUGGUAUCACAUUCUUUGUAGCCCUGUAAUUCAUCAUCAUCAUCAGCCUUGUUACGCCCACUGCAUGGCAAAGGCCUCUCCCAUACUUCUCCAACUACCCCGGUCAUGUACUAAUUGUGGCCAUGUACCUGCAAACUUCUUAAUCUCAUCCGCCCACCUAACUUUCUGCCGCCCCCUGCUACGUUUCCCUUGGAAUCCAGCCCGUAAUCCUUAAUGCCCAUCAGUUAUCUUCCCUCCUCAUUACAUGUCCUGCCCAUUUCUUUUUCUUGAUUUCAACUAAGAUGUUAUUAACUCGCAUUUGUUCCCUCACCCAAUCUGCUCUUUUCUUAUCCCUUAACGUUAUUCCCAUCAUUCUUCUUUCCAUAGCUUGUUGCGUCGUCCUCAAUUUAAAUAGAACCCUUUUCGUAAGCCUCCAGGUUUCUGCCCCGUACAUGGGGGAUAAUGGCAACCUGCUGUUCAUGAUCUGAGAAUGCCUGCCAAACGCACCCCAGCCAUUCUUAUUCUUUCAGUGUCAUGAUCCGGAUCUGCGGUCACUACCUGCCCUAAGAUGUAUUCCCUUACCACUUCCAGUGCCUCGCUACCUAUUGUAAAUUGCUGUUCUCUUCCGAGACUGUUACACAUUACUUUAGUUUUCUGCAGAUUAAUCUUUAGACCCACUCUUCUGCUUUGCCCCUUCAAGUCAGUGAGCAUGCAUUACAAUUGGUCCCCUGAGUUACUAAACAAGGCAACAUCAUCAGCGAAUCGAAAGUUGUUAAGGUAUUCUCCAUUAACUCUUAUCCCCAAUUCUUCCCAAUCCAGGUCUCUGAAUACCUCCUGUAAACACGCUGUCAAUAGCAUUGGAGAUAUCGUAUUGCCUUUAUUGGGAUUUUGUUGCUUUCUUUAUGGAGGACUACAGUGGCUGUGGAGCUGCCAUAGAUAUCUUUCAGUACUUUUACACACAGAUUCCAUAAUGCCUUCAUGACUGCCGAGGUUUCGACAGAAUCAAACGCUUUCUCGUAAUUAAUGAAAGCUACAUAUAAGGGUUGGUUAUAUUCCGCACAUUUCUCUAUCACCUGACUGAUAAUGUGAAUACGGUCUAUUGUUGAAUAGCCUUUACGAAAUCCUGCCUGGUCUGUAACUACCUGGAUGUAAACAUGAGAACCACUAGCUCCAAUGUGCAUCGAAAUAAAGUCCAUGCAGUAGUUGGGGGCUGCGGUGUGUGUACUAACGUGCGGCCCUCAUUAAAUACAAAAACACAUGUUUGGCACUGUACACUUUUAUUUAAACAAGCCGAUAUUCUCGGACACUGGAUUUUUUUUAUUCUUCAAGGCCAAGAGCACGGCUUAAAAGCCUCAUUUUUUCUGAAUGUUGUUUUGCUUUUUCUUGACGAAUACGUUCCUUGUAUUCUUGCCUUUCUUUGUGGCGCCUCUCUCUCUCUUGUUCCCGUGCAGCUCGUCUUUUUUCUUUUUCUUCUUGAAUUUUGCUCAUUUCAUCGAAGAAUACCUUCAUCUCCAGCAUUCUCGAACCUGAGGGCUUAGGCCUUUUGGGCAUAGGCUCCUUUGUCAGUGCUUGGGUCAGCGCUAGGCUUUCAGACUCCUGGCUUUCUGAUGCUUGGCUGGUCGACGCUGGGCUGGCGGAUGCCUGGCUGGCCGACGCCUGGCUGGCUGGCCUCUUAACAGCAACAACGCCAGAGCUGUCCCUCAGCUCUUCGGGCUCGAGGCUGUCGUCUAGCCAGCGUAUUCUGGCUACUUCAUCCUCAAAGGGCACUUCACACGGGGAAUUGCCGGAUUUGUUGUUGUGUGCUGUAGCACUUCUUUUUCUACGCAUAACGGUUUUGUAGCGGCUGCAGCACUGCUCACCGGUUUUUGGAACUCCAAGUGCCUCUGUAAUGUUGGCUGCAAUUCGACUGAACAUUAGCUUUUUAUUUUUGAAUUUUUUCAACGGCCCAAUCUCGGCAAAGUAUUGCUCAUAAUAAUCAAAUAGCAACUUGGUUUCCCCGGCUGUCCAUUCACAGCCUGUACCUGCAAACAAAAAGUGCAUGAGGUAGUUGUAGAGGUGUUACAUCUGCAUUAAGCGAUUGCAUUUGCUGGUUUGAUUUGUGUAGUGCUCGUGUUUGCAGCGAUCUUUUGAAGCUCAUUUUAUGAUUUCUCCAUCCUGUAUCGGCCUUUGGGCUAACAGUACCAAUAAAUAAACCAUAUGUCAUUAUGAAUGAA